Messenger RNA from Stegastes partitus (bicolor damselfish), 1442 nucleotides. RefSeq names its product zinc finger C2HC domain-containing protein 1C. The transcript has 2 exons. Lineage: Eukaryota; Metazoa; Chordata; Actinopteri; Pomacentridae. The record is from RefSeq and is a predicted model, not a curated record. The coding region runs from base 1 to 1071 and encodes 356 amino acids.
AUGGCCCAAGCAAUUCAUGCAAAAGAGCGCAUGCUACAGGAGAAAUUCUGGCAGCUUGAAGAAAAAAUAAGACAAAAAAUCCAGCAGGAUAGUGUUGAUACUGCUGCAGGUGACGACCAAAAGAGCGAGGAGGAGAGCAGACGGAGAGGACAAGCUGAGAGGGGAAGAGUUCAGACAAAAGCCAGGAUAUCUGAGCCGCAGAGGAAAGAGCCAGCGACAAGCAGAGGCAUGUCGUCGCAGGAAAGAAGGCGCGAGGAUCUUAGGCAGCCUCGGAAUAAACAAGAUCAGAGAACUGAGGGCAGAGUGAGGAAUAUACACGACGUACAGCAGAGCAGAUGGGAAGGUGCAGAGACUUCUCAGUCAAGAGGAAAAGGAUACAAGGGCACUAAUGAGACCGUAUUUAACGAGCAAGAAGCAAACGAAGAGCUGACCAGAUCGAGAUGGCAGAAUGUAAAAGAGCAUGCCAGAAGAAAAGGUGGAGGUGAAAAAGAAUAUGGCAUUCAGGGAGAAGCAGAGAAAACAAAAUACAGCAAACAAAAUGAGGCCUCUUUGGAUUUUGCAUUUUCAGCAAGAGAAAAGAAAUUUAGGGAAAUAACACAUAAGGAGGUCGAUAGUUCUGAUGAUGACCGAGACAUGCCGCAGAAAACUGGUCAUAGAGCGGUCAUGGAAAACCACAGAGCAGGAAGGAAACCGUCGAGGGAAUCAGCUGGUGCUUCUCAUUACAGUCAGCUGCAGCAGGAGGAGGAGCUCACGCUGACGGAUAACACAGACGGCAGCAUCCAGCUCUUUCCUUGCAAAAUCUGCAACAGAAAAUUUUUUAAAGAAAGAUUAGAAAAGCACAUAGAAGUCUGUAAAAAGGUGAAACAGUCCCAUCGUCAAGUCUUCAACUCCUACGCGAACAGGACCAAAGGAUCAGCCAUAGAGGAGUAUUUAAAAACCCACAGCAGGAGCAACACUCCAGAGGAAAGCCAGGUUUUAAAGAAAAAGAGACAAAACUACAAGGGAAACAUAAGCAACCUGCGUCAGGACCGACUCCCGGCCGGCACCUCGAAGCCUAAACGGCUCAAGUAAGCUGACGAGGAGCUCCAGACCCUCAGCUGUCAGCACAUCAUCUUGUUAUUGCCUGUUUUUUUGUAUAUAGGUUAAUUUAACUGCUUAAAAAUGCUGUUACAGGUCUGCUGUUGUUUGAGUAUUUUCUCUCUUAACUAAACAUAACUGUCUAAGAUAAAACCAGCCUGGUACAAGGAGCACAUGUUGACACCAAUAGGUAGAAUGAGCUACAAUAGCUUACAGUACGAUACACACAUGAUAAAAGACAGCUGCUAGUUUUAUUUAUGGCUUAUACACAAAGGAUGAAGCAACAGUGUGACUGUGACAGACCACAGUUUGUACAACAGCUCCACAAUAUUUGGUAAACGGUUGGAAAAAAAAAAAAAAAAAAA